UCCCUCUCCCCACGUGAGCCCUGAGCCCAUAAGCGCCUUUGGCGCAGCCAUGGCCGCCCCCCCGGCCCGCACCGUGCUCGUCACCGGCUGCUCCUCGGGCAUCGGCCUGGCCCUGGCCGCGAGGCUGGCGACGGACCCGGGGGGGCGCUUCCGGGUCAUCGCCACCAUGCGGGACCUCGGGAAGAGCGGGAAGCUGGAGGAGGCCGCGGGAUCGGCCCUGGGGAGGACGCUGAGCAUCCGGCGCCUGGACGUGUGCAGCGACAGCUCCGUGGCCGAGUGCAUGGCGAGCAUCCCCGGGGGGCACGUGGACGUGCUGGUGAACAACGCAGGCGUGGGGCUGGUGGGGCCGCUGGAGAGCACGAGCGUGGAGCAGAUGAAGGGCGUCUUCGAGACCAACUUCUUCGGGGCCGUGCGCAUGAUCCGCGCCGUGCUCCCCGCCAUGAAGCGCCGGCGCAGCGGCCACAUCCUGGUGCUCAGCAGCGUCAUGGGCCUGCAGG
Messenger RNA from Pezoporus occidentalis (night parrot), 497 nucleotides. It is a transcript of the gene RDH8, whose product is annotated as retinol dehydrogenase 8. The record is from RefSeq and is a predicted model, not a curated record. Gene Ontology annotation, molecular function: oxidoreductase activity. The annotation marks the transcript as partial. Lineage: Eukaryota; Metazoa; Chordata; Aves; Psittaciformes; Psittacidae. Gene Ontology annotation, cellular component: cytosol. The transcript is spliced from 3 exons.